AUGGUCAGUGAAGCGAUUCCAGACCGGCCUCUGUCCAACACCGCGUCGGACUCGACCCGAUCCAAAGAUGUGGUCUUCCUCAAAGACUUGCUGCUCAAAACGUUCAUUGGAGUAGAUGCAUGGCAACGAAACGAGGCCCAGCCGGUGGAGGUGUCGAUGUGGAUGAAGACGAGUAUCGCCAAGUCCGGAGCCCUCGACCAUCUGCCCGACUCCAUCAACUAUGCAACCGUGUGUGAAGAAGUCACCAAACUCGUCGAAACCAACAAAUUCAACUCCCUGGAACAUAUCGCCGAUGCAAUCAGUACACGAAUCCUCACCAGUGGCUGCGGAGCCGCAUGGGCCAUGAUCAAGGUCAGCAAACCUCGUGCUCUGCUUCGGGCACAGUCUGCUACCAUCCAGAUCAUCCGCGAGCUCGACCCCUACACUGGAAAGAUUUCUACACCUGCAAACCAUACCGACGUCGUGAGCAUCAGUGGGCUGAAUAUCGUCACUAUUAUCGGUAUCAACGCCGGUGAGCGUAUCCACAGACAAAAUAUUACCAUUGAUCUCAUCCUCUACAAGCCCCAGAACUCGCCUGUGGGAUUUGACAAAGCCUACAACUUCAGAAAUGUGGUGGAUGUGGUGGUGGACCACGUGGAGGCCUCUGAGUACAAAACUGUCGAGGCUCUGGUCACGUCUGUGGCUGACGUUCUUUGCAGCAAGCUUGGAGUUGAAAAAGCUACUGUUACUGCGAAGAAACCCAGUGCUCUUACCUUUGCAAAGGCUGCGGGAGUUGAAAUCACCCGUUCCAAGGACCAGCUCAAGUCCGAAUACGUGCUUUCCAACGAAGACAAGCCCAAGGACGCUUCUUUGAAGCACGAAGUGUAUAUUGCAUUCGGAUCCAACGUGGGAAACCCCUUUUACAACAUCUCUGAGGCCAUUAAGGAACUCGAGAAGGCAGGAAUCGAAGUCAAGGAUGUGUCCCAUUACUACAUUUCCGAGCCCAUGUUUGUCCAGGACCAGCAGAGGUUCAUCAACGGUGUUCUGCGAGUGUUCACGUCUCUUGAACCCAUUGCCCUGCUUGAUGUGACUCAGAACAUUGAGUCCGAGAAGCUCAAGCGAGUCAAGGAGGUCGAGAAGGGUCCUCGUUCCAUUGAUCUCGACAUUAUUCUCUACGAUGAUCGAGUCUUCAAGCACCCCAGACUCACCAUUCCCCAUGCCGGUGUUAUUGACCGAAGCUUCGUGCUCAAACCUCUGUUGGACGUUCUUCCUAGCGAUCGACUUCAUCCCGUGACCAUGAAGUCGUUCAAGGAGCAUCUGGGUCUUCUUCCCAAGAGCUCCAACGUGCAAAAGUCGUCUGAUCUCAACGAGGUUGUUCCUGUUGGCUCUCUUGAGUCGGAAACUGGCCGGUUCCUGGAGUUUGACAUUGAGCAACGAAAGAACAGACCCACCCAGCUCAUGGGGAUCAUGAACAUCACGCCUGACUCGUUUUCUGAUGGUGGAAAGUUCACUGUGGAAAACGCAGUUGAAGAAGCUAAGCGAAUGGUGGCUGAGGGAGCCGAUAUCAUUGACAUUGGUGGCCAGAGCACACGCCCUGGAGCCGACACUGUCAGCGUGGAGGAGGAGCUGAAGCGGGUUAUUCCUGUUGUCGAAAAGAUCAGAUCGUGCGAGGAGCUCAAGAAUGUGAUUCUCUCUAUCGACUCCUUCUACAGCCAAGUAGCUGAAGAAGCCAUCAAGGCCGGCGCCGAUAUCAUCAACGACGUGACCGCUGGUUGUUACGAUGCUCAAAUGCUUCCCACCGUGGCCAAGCUCGGUGUCCCCAUCAUCCUGAACCACAGCAGAGAAGACGUUAAGAACAACACAUACACGCUCGCUGCCAACGAAAAAUCAACCCACGUGAACAUCACCGAGGAGGAGGAGUUUGUGGCUGUUUUGGCGCGUGAAAUGCAGGAAAUUGUCAAGAAGGCUCGUGACUCGGGUCUGCGAAGCCACCAGAUCAUCCUUGACCCAGGUGUCGGUUUCGCCAAGAACCUGAAACAGAAUCUGUGGACGCUCAAGAACCAGGAAGUCAUUCGGACCAAGGGCAACCUCAACAACUACGCCUGGCUCAUUGGAACCAGCCGAAAGAAGUUUAUCGGAACAAUUACCGACCAGGAGGUUGCGGCUGACCGACUUCUCGGCACGGCUGCCACCGUCACUGCAGCUAUUCAGCAGGGCGCCGACAUUGUUCGAGUCCAUGACGUCAAGGACAUCAAGCAGACCAUCAAAAUGUCCGACGCCAUUUACAAGCAGCUUUACUAG
Molecule: messenger RNA, 2280 nt
Organism: Yarrowia lipolytica CLIB122
Lineage: Eukaryota; Fungi; Ascomycota; Dipodascomycetes; Dipodascales
Biological process (GO): tetrahydrofolate biosynthetic process
Cellular component (GO): mitochondrial envelope
Molecular function (GO): dihydroneopterin aldolase activity; 2-amino-4-hydroxy-6-hydroxymethyldihydropteridine diphosphokinase activity; dihydropteroate synthase activity
Source: RefSeq, a predicted model, not a curated record